Messenger RNA from Electrophorus electricus (electric eel), 1796 nucleotides. It is a transcript of the gene cnot8, whose product is annotated as CCR4-NOT transcription complex, subunit 8. The record is from RefSeq and is a predicted model, not a curated record. Gene Ontology annotation, cellular component: CCR4-NOT complex. Lineage: Eukaryota; Metazoa; Chordata; Actinopteri; Gymnotiformes; Gymnotidae. Gene Ontology annotation, molecular function: nucleic acid binding; poly(A)-specific ribonuclease activity.
CCCAGAAUUCCUUCGAACCGGAAAAGUAACUAGCUCGUGAGCGUUAAUGAAGCGACGCUGCUAGGUAGCAACUUCAGGCAGGCGUUUGCACAGCAGGACUUCUGCUAGAGUUCCAGUUCAUUGCGACCUGCCCGCUUGAAAACUGCCGGUGUGAUUGGUUGUUCCCUUAACCUGCAACAAUGCCAGCCGCACUUGCAGAUACAAGUCAAAUUAUCUGCGAGGUCUGGGCCAGCAAUGUGGAAGAGGAGAUGAGGAAAAUAAGACAGAUUAUUCAGAAUUAUAACUACAUUGCCAUGGACACAGAGUUCCCUGGAGUGGUGGUUCGACCCAUUGGAGAAUUCCGCAGCACUGUCGACUACCAAUAUCAGCUUCUGCGGUGCAACGUGGAUUUACUAAAAAUCAUUCAGCUGGGUCUAACCUUCAUGAAUGAAGACGGUGAUUAUCCACCCGGAACUACAACAUGGCAGUUCAACUUCAAAUUCAACUUAACGGAAGACAUGUACUCCCAGGACUCAAUAGACCUUCUUCAGAACUCAGGUCUUCAGUUUAAGAAGCAUGAAGAAGAGGGAAUAGAUACACUGUACUUUGCUGAGCUCCUCAUGACUUCAGGCUUGGUGCUAUGUGAAAAUGUCAAGUGGCUCUCCUUUCAUAGUGGGUAUGAUUUUGGCUACUUGGUAAAGCUGUUAACAGAUGCUCGCCUGCCAGAAGAGGAACAUGAGUUCUUUCAGAUCCUGAACCUCUUCUUCCCUGCCAUCUAUGAUGUCAAAUAUCUCAUGAAGAGCUGCAAAAAUUUAAAGGGGGGACUUCAAGAGGUUGCAGACCAGCUGGAACUAAAAAGGAUUGGCAGACAGCAUCAGGCUGGGUCAGACUCACUGCUGACUGGAAUGGCUUUCUUUAGGAUGAAGGAGCUGUUCUUUGAAGACAACAUAGAUGAUGCUAAAUAUUGUGGGCGACUGUAUGGCCUGGGAUCUGGUUCUUCCCAGAGUCAGAAUGGAAUCUCCAGCUCCUCGCAAGAGGAAACCAACAACAAGCACUGACAGCUGAGGCCACACCUGAGUGGAUGAUGCCCUUGUUUUUAUCCCAUCCAGCAGACAUUGUUCUUUCCCCCUCCCCUUUCCUCAGCAAGAAACAAAAUUCAAUGGUUUUGUUGUAAAGGGAUAUUGGAGAGGUCUACCAAACCCAGUUCUACUGUAACAGCUAAUCCUAUUCCUAUACCUAAAAGUAUUUCAAAUAUCCUCUGUAGUGGUGUUAUCCAAGCACCCAAUGCUUCAGGACAUUUUAUCAUUUGUUUUACAGCAUUAAACAACAGAAAAUAUUUUUUAAGCACGGGACCAGCACUUGUGUAUCUCACUGCUAACAAGAUUCAAGGCAUUUUAAUAUGCUCACCAGCAGUUUGGCAGAAUCCUGUUUAGGAGUGUUGUAUUUUUUUUCUCUCCAUAUUUUCUAAAAAGGCUUGAAAAUAUCCAGUGUCGUAAAGGUGUAGUAGACACAUCUGUUCAAUGUUGGAAACACACACAUGCCUGUAGGGAUUGUAAAAUUUUUAAUUAUGACUAAAAGUGUGUGUAUUAAAAUGUAAAUUUUCAAAGGAGCCAAUAUCUUAGCUUUUUUCCUGAAAGGAAUGAAAGUUUUAGAUCUGGAUUUGUGAUACUUUUGAGACUGGAUUGCAGGGAUACACUGGUUCUGUACAAGUUCUUUUACUUUGUCCUCCAUGGAAAACAUGUUUGUGGUACAUAUUGUUUUUAUUCCAUCCGUUGUUUGAAACCAUUGUUUAUUAAAAUGUUUUCUAUCAACAGUAA